Parathielavia appendiculata is the source of this 1030-nucleotide messenger RNA. RefSeq lists its product as uncharacterized. The transcript has 2 exons. NCBI's taxonomy places the organism in Eukaryota, Fungi, Ascomycota, Sordariomycetes, Sordariales, Chaetomiaceae. The coding region runs from base 237 to 830 and encodes 197 amino acids. The record is from RefSeq and is a predicted model, not a curated record.
CUACAAUGCCGGACAAGGAUGAGAAAAGCAUCACGAACUCGCCUUUCGCGUUCAACGAGGAGGGAAACAAGAUGAAGGUGUCAUUUAAAGACAUCGUCAGCGACAUAUGCAAGUUGGCCAGGGGUAAGCCGGCCAUCGGCCCACGACCUAUUCACAGGGAGGACGUUUGACAACGCAACGAACGUAGAGCUUACAACCAUGACGCUGACUACUUCUACAACAACCACCCGACGCUCAUGGGCAGUAAGGCCACUGGGCCGUCCACGUUCCUCUGUCUCGGUGUCGACGAUGUAUUCGCAGGGCCGGAGCCCGAUUUGCUGACGGCCACCCACCAGCGCAAGGGCCAUCCGGACGACAGUGUGCAAAGGCAGAACAAAACGAACAUCAGCACGGUGCCCAACGCCUGGUCGCUCAUGGCGCUUCUGGUGUGGCCCGGGGCGAGAGAAGACGGGACGAGGAAAAUCUCUCUCUCUACAGGCGGCGAUGCAGAAGAUGACCGGGAGGCGCGCUUGAUUCACUGGCUCGGCAAUAAUACGACCUUUCCACUGUCAAGGCCGGACAUCUUGGCUUCAUGUAUACCACGUCGUCGAAUUGGCACGACGUCACCAUCUGACAGUGGAUCUUCUCCGCCGGGCCGGACCACAACCACCCUUCGUGGAAGACGCUUGGUUAUCUCUUCGCCAAGUAUCUGCGUGACCUCAAAGAUGCCGUCAACAACGAUUCGAACCGCUGCUGCCCAUGAGACCGCCCUUAUGGAUGGCCAAGGCCUCCGCGGACGUUGGACAGCUCGCCGAGUUUCUAACAGGGCAGGGCGGAGGAGCCUACAUUAAAACACUUGCCUCUAUGUUCCCGGAAGCGGGAAAGUGGUUCAACGACGUACUAGAGGGUCAGGUCGACAAAGGCUACGGUUCCAAGCAUGAAAUGUCGGACGUGCAGUUCAGUCUGAAAGAUACCCUGGAGAAGUAUUGGGGGCAACUAGGUUCGCCAGCCAUCUCAGAUGGGUCCAGAGACCAAUGGCCCGCCGGGGUAG